Messenger RNA from Paraphaeosphaeria sporulosa, 1102 nucleotides. Its product is annotated as alpha-L-arabinofuranosidase axhA-2. The transcript has 2 exons. Bases 38 to 1027 code for a protein of 329 amino acids. Lineage: Eukaryota; Fungi; Ascomycota; Dothideomycetes; Pleosporales; Didymosphaeriaceae. Gene Ontology annotation, molecular function: alpha-L-arabinofuranosidase activity. Gene Ontology annotation, biological process: L-arabinose metabolic process. The record is from RefSeq and is a predicted model, not a curated record.
CUUGACAAUCGCCUUACAAGCAAUACAAUCGUUUAGGAUGGUCAACUUCAAUCUGUCGUUCGGUCUGCUCUCGCUGGCUCUUGCGAGCACUUCGCAAGCAUCGCCACUUACCCAGCGUGCAUGCGACCUCCCUACCAAGUACAAGUGGACAUCGACUGGAGCCCUUGCUCAGCCCAAGAACGGAUGGGUGUCACUGAAAGACUUCACCACCGCUCCUUACAAUGGCAAGCAUCUUGUAUACGCCACUACCCACGACAGUGGCUCCAGCUGGGGAUCCAUGGCCUUCGGAUUGGUUUCCAACUGGAACGAUCUAGGCUCUGCUUCUCAGACAAAGCAGAACGCUGCCGCCGUCGCCCCUACGCUCUUCUUCCACCAGCCCAAGAACGUCUGGGUUUUGGCUUACCAGUGGGGACCCACCGCCUUCUCCUACAAGACGUCGUCUGACCCAACCAACCCGAAUGGCUGGGGCGCAGCGCAGCCGCUCUUCACCGGAUCCAUUUCUGGCAGCGGUACCGGUCCCAUUGACCAGACGCUCAUUGCCGACAGCCAGAACAUGUACCUGUUCUUCGCUGGAGACAACGGCAAGAUCUACCGUUCCAGCAUGCCUCUUGGAAACUUCCCCGGUAGCUUCGGCUCGUCGUCCACAGUCGUCAUGAGCGACUCGACCAACAACCUCUUCGAGGCUGUGCAGGUCUACACUCUUACCGGACUCAACAAGUACCUCAUGAUUGUUGAGGCUAUCGGCUCCAACGGACGCUACUUCAGGUCUUUCACCGCUACCUCGCUCGGCGGGUCAUGGACCCCUAACGCUGCCACUGAGAGCAACCCCUUCGCCGGCAAGGCCAACAGCGGUGCCACCUGGACCAACGACAUCAGUCACGGAGAGCUUGUCCGUACCGCCAACGACCAGACCUUCCCCGUCGAUCCCUGCAACCUGCAGCUGUUGUAUCAGGGACGUUCCCCCAGCUCGGGUGGCGACUACGGUCAGCUCCCGUACCGCCCGGGUGUUUUGACCAUGUCGAAGUAAAGUGACCCGACGCCAAUCCAAUGACGCCAGCGUUCCAGCUUUGAGCUUUGUACAUAGUGCGCGAGUCAAUAGAGG